Molecule: messenger RNA, 1478 nt
Organism: Bolinopsis microptera
Lineage: Eukaryota; Metazoa; Ctenophora; Tentaculata; Lobata; Bolinopsidae
Exons: 4
Coding region: 7-1323 (438 amino acids)
Biological process (GO): G protein-coupled receptor signaling pathway
Cellular component (GO): plasma membrane
Molecular function (GO): G protein-coupled receptor activity
Source: RefSeq, a predicted model, not a curated record
CAAGUCAUGGUACUCUCUUCCUUCCUAAGUUCGUCUGCUGACCGGCUACUGGGAGUAAUCUUCUGUGUUAUUGCUUUCACCGGUGUUAUAUCUAACGCUGUCAUGACAGUUCACCUCUCCACCCUUUCCAAGCACCUGAGAACCCGGACCACCUCAAUGCUCAUUCAGAUCUCUACAGCAGACUUUCUUACUUGUCUUACAGUGGCUCCUGUCGUUGCAGCGGGAUUAUUACAAGAUCGGUAUCUGCCCAUUGAGAUUGGUGGCGACUACGAUGUUAACUCACCUUUAGCUAAUAUCAUAGGUUUAAUAUCAACUGCCAUGAACUCCUCCUCGCUUCUACUGAUAUUCGUGUUCAGUAUCGACAGGUUUGUCGCUGUCUUCUUUCCUCUCCAACGUACCCGGAUCCUCACCGCUAAAAGUUUCACUCUUCUCUGCUCUGUGGCCUGGAUCCUACCCAUAACGUCCAGCUUAUACCCCAUCUUCAAGUCCGGGCACUAUUACUACUUCCCUGCUUUGGGUUACUACCUAGCCUACCUGGAGAUUGACACCCACCUGGAACAGCAACUCCUCUACGCCACCAGUAACCUGAUGGUGCUGGCUCCUUUCUUCCUUACCAUAGGGAUCAGCAUUGCAACUGUGGUUAGACUGCAGAGGGGCUCGAGGAAAGGGAAGGAUACCAGUUUGAAGAGGAACAUGUGGUGGUCUGGCAACAGGGGAACAACUGGAGUGAGCACGUGCAACAGGAGUGGAACAACAGGAGUGCAGAGCACGUGCACCACAGGAGUGACCACGUGCACCACAUCCCAGACUGAUAAAGAGUCUUCAAGACGUGUCAACCCGCUGAAUCUACUAUCUAAACAGACCCAGCCGGACAUCGUCAAGUCUCCGGACCUGAGAUCGUCCUCUCAGACUCUCGGUACCAGAGAGAGUUUGACUGUGCUAAACAGCUCCAAGAACUCUGAUUGUUUGGUGACCAAAAAGCGGGUAAAGGCUCCUAAAUCUCGGCAAAACAAAACUAAUGUUGUCGUGUUGAAGAUAAUUGGACUUUACAUCCUGUGCCUGCUCCCUGGCAAUUUGAUGAACAUUUAUGACAUGCUUGACACGCUUGAUGCUCUUCCAGCUUCUGUUUCUUUUGAAUAUCUGUCACAAAAAGAUAGUGUGCUGACUGCUUAUCUUUACAUGUGUUUGAUAUUUUCUACGCUGCUGUAUACAGUGAACUCUUGUAUUAACCCUUAUGUUUAUUGUUUUAGAUCACAAUAUCAGCGCAAAAUUAUUUCUGAAAAGUUUUUGAGUAGUUUUAGAAAUAUUUUUGGUAGAUCUUGAUAUAAAAAUGAUCGUUUUUGAUGUCAGCUUGAUGAUUGAUCAAUUCAAUUACUUAUCUUAGAAAUUUCAAUUUUCCUUUAGUAUUUUUUUCCGGACGAAGUGGUUUGUUAUUGUUUUGAAAUUUUAUUGUUACUAAAUUUCCAUUUAAAUAUUGU